This is a messenger RNA of Aspergillus pseudonomiae, 1848 nucleotides long. RefSeq names its product nucleic acid/nucleotide deaminase domain-containing protein. The record is from RefSeq and is a predicted model, not a curated record. Lineage: Eukaryota; Fungi; Ascomycota; Eurotiomycetes; Eurotiales; Aspergillaceae. The transcript is spliced from 3 exons. Bases 1 to 1848 code for a protein of 615 amino acids.
AUGCCUCAAACUUCUGAUCCAGCCAUAGUUUGCGCUGAAAACAUAGCCACGUUGUCUUUAUUUCAUAGUAUCCCCGUUCCACCAAUAUCCAACAAAGUUGGCCUUGCACCACCCGAUAACGAGCCAUACUCCUUAUCUUUUGGCCGAGAGCGUAAGCUAGCCGGGACGCUGGCAUUCCUUGCGCAUAUCAAGGAUGAUGCUGAACACAUUCCCGCCGUGUGUAUUGAGGAAGACUUGGACUCAUUUGCCUUGAACGUGAUCCUGGCUGUUAACAAGGCUAAAGCCCAUGAUGGAGACGAUGUGAUUCAUCGUGUCCAACAAGGGUUUGAGGGUAUUUUCAAAGUUCUUGCGAGAAUUUCUAGUGAUGAGUCACUUAAUAUUAAAGACCGGAUUCUUUCCAUGGUCGUCUCAAUGUGUUCAUGUCGCAUCCUCUCCCGCCUGCGACUAAGCCCUACAGGAAGGAAACCGCUGAAACGAUCAAUCAAGGAUACUCUUGACGAAGCAGCGAUGGCCUUUGCGAGGAUUGAUCGGCGUAAACUGGAAGAUAGAAGUCUCCUAAUAAGCAUGGAACUAUUGGCAUCCAAAGUCAAGGAAGCUAGAAAACUUGUCGACUCGUGGUCUCGAUAUCAGGUCACCCCGCGGUUAGUAGAUCUUGUGCAUGGCAUUUAUCAAAUAUACCAGGUCGAGCAGCUUCCGGUAAUAGUCCACCUUAUACCGAAUCGCGAUAUGAGUCCCAGUGCAAGAGAAAGUUUUCUGAAUAUCGUCGGUAAAGUCUCUCAAUAUCGAAAUGCCGCAAGAUUCUUGUAUCGGACUGCGAAAACGUUUCCAUUGGCUCGAAAAAUGAGGACGGUACCUGUUCACCUAUCGCAGGACGCAUUUAGUACGCCUUCACUUGACGGAUACACACCAGACUUGUUGUCCAAAGUUGUAGAGGGAAGUCCCAAGGGCAAACAGCCGCAGAUUUUUAAAGAAAUAUGCCGCGCUCUGGACUUGGGUGAACAAAGGGCUACUGACCAGUUCUCCCGUCAAAUUAAAAAGAGUAUAAAAGAGGCGAAGAUCCAUGCCGAGGUUCAAAUAAUCACAUAUUGCGAACUGCGAUCGCCAGCAUCACUUCCGCGAGUGAUCUGCUCGAGCAAAGAUGCUUGCUUUCUUUGCAACUUGUUCAUCCAGGUAUACAAGAAGAUGUAUACACCCCGGUCCCAUGGACGGCUAUAUCCUGGAUGGCGGCUACCUCGGGUACCACAGCUGAGAGAACUGGAGCAACGAUUUUGCCAAUCACUAGAGGAUAUAUUGAGAGAGAGCCGCACUGCGCUUCUGUCGACUGGCCGGAAAACCCUCUAUCCAUGCCCUAAUGAAAGUACCCUCUUCACACUCGGUGUGUCUGGGACAACAGUAAACAUCACGCCGUCGAAAUUAAACCAAAUAGCACAACCUGGUCUGGCAAAGCACGGGCGGGCGACCCCAGAAGUCAGCGACUCGGAUUCUACUUCAUCUCGUUCGCGGUAUCUCUGUCCAGAGCAGCAAAAAGCCGGGUCUAGGAGUGAUGUAGCAUUGCUUCAAGGCUCAAAAAAGCUAGAUUCCAUCGGUCCCAAAGAAACAUCAGAGUUUUACUGUGCAGGCUCUUUGGAGAUGCAAGUUGAGUGCAUCGCAGAUUUUGCAAGCUUUAAAUACUCCAUUGAGUGGCUCAACUACGAAGAAGCUAUAAAGGCUCGAGAAAAAGGUGUUUCAUUACCACUCAUUGAUGCAGAACACAUUGAGGGAGAAGUUACUCUAUGUCACAGUAAUACAUUAUACAUCAGCAUGAGGGAUAUAGUUUUGAAGAUCUGUUGGAGUAGAGAAGAGGAAUAA